UGGCGCGCGCUUCCCUGUACUAACAAUCUUAACACCAUGCAUUGAGCGCAUUGAGGAUGUAGUGAAUUUUGGUUGUUGCCGCAGAUUUUGUACGGAUCUGAAGGAAAUCUGCUGCUUUUCGAUCUACGAUUGAGGGGAUGCAACUGGAAACUGAAAGUUCCGAAGAUUUCUCGGGUCUUUUGCGGUAGCGUAUCAAAUUUGGCUUUAUCGCACUUUCCUGGCCUCGUCGAAAUCUUCGUUGUUCGUGGAUUAUUUACUGUGUUGUCGUGCUGCUCAGUUCAUCAGGGGCCUAUGAAAAAUUUUUUGAUCUUAAACUGAACAGCAGAAGAAAUCGUUUUCAUUCACUUUUCAAGGCAAGCUCGGUGCUUGGUACUCGAACAACAAGAAUAUUUUCGAACAAAACAAUCAAUUUCAAUUUUGUUGCUUCUCGGAGCUGAAAUCUCUCCGCGUAUUGAAACCAUUUCUGGCCGCGAAUUCCUCUGAAGAAGUAAAUGAUAGACUUGAGGGAAGGAUUGUUAACGAGGAAAGUGUUUUAGCAUUAUUGAGGAAUAACAAGAGAACUGAACUCGCAAUGGAAGCAAACUAUCAAGUAUUUAUGAAGAUUGCUUAAAUAUUACAUAUGAUAAACUGGUAGACCAUUUGUGAAGUUUUACGAUUCAAAGGAAGUGAACACUAGUACUCAACGUUUACAAACACAAAGAACUGAAAGCAUUGGUGGCAACAUCUCAUCGAGAAAAUAUUUUGAAGAUAAAAAUUUCUUUGAAGUCUUAGAGAUCGUUGUUGAUUCAGUUGCGAGAGCAACCUUCAUCGUUUCUCGUUUUAUCACAGUUUGUAGACGAUCGAAGACCUAUCGUGGCAAUAUUAUCGCAUUGUAUUGGACUCGAAAAAGACGGUUUCACUUCGCUGGAAGUCCUGUACACUUGCAUUGCAACUCAGCCAAAUCGUCAUGGAAUUCUUCUCGUCAAACCCGCUGAUUUGGACUACAAAUAUGGUGUUCUGUUGCUGGAUGCGCGCGCUAUCAGAAGGAAAUCACUGACAGAACCCAGCCGAUUUUAUUAGGGUAACACUAAUAUCGCCAGAAAAAUUUAACUUACAGUUGCUUGGAUAGUUACUUUUCAAAGGAUUGUUUUCUGAGCAAGGAAUCAAGAAGCUAAUAGCACAUGGGAAACAUUGAAGGCCGAAAGAGUCAUUCAUUACGAGAAAAGCAGCCGUGGUGAAAUCCUCGUGAAUUGAUUUACUUUCGGAUGAUCAAGACACAUUUCUUGUGGUUUAAUGGCUUCUAGGACGAGGCCGUCGCAAAGAAACGAUCGAAACCUAUUUUAAUGUAUAUUGAGUGCAGAAUGGCUCAAGCCGAAUUGAUAACCCAUUCUUCGAGUGCAUUUAGUUCUUUCAAUAGGCCCAAUGGAACAAUUUACUCGGGCCUUUGUACAAGUAAAAUCCAUGUUGAUUCAGCCACAAACGUACUGAGAAGUCUUACACGAAACCUCGUGAAUACGUACAAACGAUGUGGCUUGAAAGUCCCAGAAACUAACGGAAAAAAAUCGCGACAGAAUUCCAAAACCGCUGGGAACAGUAACAGCGAAGGGGAUUAUAAAGUGGUUCUUCAUGAAGAGCUCAGCUCCGCAACGUCGCGGUACGAGGUUCUCGAAUUUCUCGGUCGUGGGACAUUCGGACAAGUGGUGAAAUGUUGGAAAAAAGGAACGAACGAGCUUUACGCCAUAAAAAUAUUAAAAGAUCAUCCCUCCUAUGCGCGUCAGGGACAAAUCGAGAUCGGCAUUUUAGCGAAACUGAGCGCUGAAAACUCGGAGGCUUUUAAUUUUGUUCGUGCGAUCGAAUGCUUUCAGCACAAGAAUCACACAUGCUUGGUAUUCGAGAUGUUGCAACAAAAUCUUUACGAUUACCUCAAGCAAUCGAAGUUUAAUCCUUUGCCUUUGAGACACAUUCGACCGAUAGUUCAGCAAGUGCUCGUGGCUUUGUCAAAGUUAAAAUCCCUUGGACUUAUUCACGCCGAUCUUAAACCCGAAAAUAUUAUGUUGGUUGAUCCCGAAAAACAGCCUUUUCGAGUGAAAGUGAUUGACUUUGGCUCAGCUACCCAAGUAUCCAAAGCAGUUUGCUCAUCGUAUUUGCAAAGUAGAUACUACAGAGCACCAGAGGUCAUUCUUGGUUUGCCAUUUGGGGAAGCCAUCGAUACCUGGUCACUGGGAUGUGUAAUAGCUGAGUUGUUUCUUGGUUGGCCACUGUAUCCAGGCUCUUCAGAGUAUGAUCAGAUCCGCUACAUUUCACAGACCCAAGGUUUACCAAGUGAUCAUCUCUUAACAAAUGGCUCCAAAAGUUUAAAGUUUUUCAAGAAAGCUGUGAACACAACAACAGGAUUGUUAGAAUGGAAGAUGAAGACUGCUGGGGAACAUGAAAGGGAAACCAAAAUCAAGUCACAAGAAGCUAGGAAAUACAUUUUCAAUUGUUUGGAUGAAAUAGCACAAGUCAACCUAGCCAGCAGUCUGGUGGGGAAUGAACGUGUUGCUGAAAAGAUUGACAGGUAUGAAUUUACAGAUUUGCUGAAGAGAACUCUGAUUAUUGAUCCAGACAAGAGGAUUACUCCAGAUGAAGCUCUCAGACAUCCAUUCAUUACACUGGCUCGCUUGGUUGACUUUGCUCACUGCAAUACGUUUAACAUGGCUGUGAAGAGCAUGCAAGUUUGCAGAUUUAACAGAGGAAUUGCUGAACAAACUUCAUCGCUGCCAUCAAGUUCUUUGUUUGGUAUUCCACGAGCUUCUACAAGUUCAUAUGUCCAUCUUCCAGUGGUGCGAAGUGAAAGCAUGUUAAACCAAGAACACAUCAGUGGACUUCCACAGCCCACAGUAGAUCAGUUUGCACCACAGGCUGGUGUACCUGUGGCUCCUCUUCAAGCUGUACAGCCAAACCUUCAGACAACUGCAUCAGACUUCAUUGGGUCUCACUACAUUCCCCAGCAUGCUGUCCUCUGUCAGCCAGACAACUCGUCACCUCAGAAACAUCUGUUUCCUUCUCAAGCAGCUCCACAGCAGCCCAGACCAGUUGUUGUAUCAAUGGCCAUUCCUCAAGCAACUCUCACGUUGCCAGCCUCGUCUGGACUUUAUGCUAAAAGUGUUCCUCUUCAAACGUGGACUCAUAAGCGGUUUGGCUCCGAUCCCGCAUUACAGCUCCUACCCCAUUGGAGUGGUGCUGUAGGUUUGUCAACUGUUCAGCCAAUAAUUCCUGAGAACCUGCAAGGAAUGGACAACCCAAGUCGACCAAUGAACCCACCUCCUGUUGGUGCAUGGCGGGGCUCUGAUGACAAUGGUUAUAUAUCAGCUGAACCCAGCCCUGGCAUCUAUCACUUGGAUGGUGAUGCAUUUGAACGUCCUCGUGAGCCUCGUCAUGUAAUCAGUCACGAGUGGUCGCGACCUGCGGGUUCUGUAUUGUUUUCUGUAAUGCCCGUGAUGCAGCAACCAGUCGCGCCGCCACCGGUUUGGAGUGGACCUCACAUUCCAGCAGGCUUGUUACCAUGGCAGCUGUCAUCAAAUACGUUUCAAAAUGGCCCGAACGCCCACGUACCAAUAGGACUGUCCAGCGCACAUGUUCCACUAAGACGUACGGUGUCCUCUCCGGGAAGGCGAAGGGUCAGUGAAAGGACAUUUCUGUUCGGGGAGUUCAACCAAGUGUCGAGCCCUCUGGGAUUUGUUCGCCAGGAAAGCGAGCCCUCUGGUACAGUAGCUAAGCAGACCUCCUCUCCCAUUGAAAUCCCAGACUCUCCCUCAUCUCCGAGCGUAAUUACAGUUUCAAGUUCGAGCGAUGAAAUGGAACCGAAUUCCCUGGAUACCAACAAGACUGACAUUAACUCGCAAGAGAUAGAGGAUGAUGUCGACGAUGAUGACGUCGAAGACGAGGACCCCGAGCGGUGUGACGUCACGGAGCACGAUGAUCACUGUGACGGGUUCGGUGAUGACGAAGAAGAAGAUGACGACGAUUGCAUUGUGACGUCAUCGUUUUCCCUCGGAAGUGCAAGUCCCGGAUUGAACGAGUCCAUGGAUCACGCCCAUAGUAAUACUGCGUAUGCUAGCGGUGUUGCUAAUGAGGAAAUGGUGUCCUCUACCACCGCGUAUGAAAACAUUCGAGACAUUGAGCAUCAAAAUGAGCAUUUAAGAAACUUCAAUGAUCAUCGCAACGGAAAAGACAGUGCAAUGAUAUACUGCUCUGAUACUGAAAGUGCGGACGAGAAGGGAGAAAUUACGGAAGCUUCGGGCACUUAUGGCUUGAUAGCCAACAUUGGAAACUCCUUAGAUGGACGGUUGCAUCAUGGGGGAUUUCCAUCCUUCCUCGGUGGUGAUUCAAUGCGGGGUGCAUCAUCAUCGCAUCUCUUUGAGCCUGGGGCACCUCAUCGUAGUCCAACCAAAGUGACUCGUCCCAGCUCCCUUGGUGUCAUUCCUCAUUACGGUCAACACGUUGGACCUACUUACAUCUCGCCAACACGACCCUACCCCCCUUCACAAACUCUACUCCUCCCGGGAAGUGAACCUCGCUGCUGUGCCAACGAUUCUUUCCAGGACACGAAUUCAUUAGUAAUCCUACCACCUUCGCAUGCGCAAUUUGUGUCACAACCGCUGUACACAGGUGUUGCAAGAAUCUCUACUGCUGGCCCAGUUUCAGGUCACGUACCAUACUCUUAUGUUACUUCGGCGGGUGGUGCUGGACCAUCGUUUGUGAACGCAGGCCUCCAGCAAAGGCAAGUUCUUUCACGGGGAAGCUGUCCAGCACCAGUGCAGCCUAGCCUUGCUAUAACAGGCGUAGGCUACCAAGCACCACCCUCUUUUGUCAAUCAAAGGUACCAAACGCCAGUGGUAGGUGCUGUGAAGACUUUUAAUGUUGUGCCUAGCGGUGCUUAUAACGCUUACGGCAGAUAUGUUUUAAAUUCGAGCCCGACAAAACAACGGGUGUUUUAUCCUUGAUUUCACACAAUCGAUGUUUUUGAUCAGACCAUAAAAUUGUAAAGAUUACAGUAAAAUACACAUCGAAGAUAAAAAGAAAAAGAAUAUAAUUUUGUAACCGUAGCCAAAGAGCAGUGAAAUUUCAUUUUUCUGUUCAGGAGUAAGUAAGGAGUAGUGUGGAAUAUGGGGGACAAAGCAGUACUAUAUGAAUGCAAAAAAAUCUCAGCAGCGAGUUUGAUUUUUAACUUAUUGAUGUAUGCUAUCGAAGGUUAUAAAUAAGUGUUUUAUUUUAAAACCAAGUGUGCUUAUUAAUUUAUGAUGUUAAGAGGGGUGACGUUUUUGUCGUAGAAUAGUUAUAAAAUAACUACGGCUACUAGAUUCUGAGCUUUUCAAUGUAUAUUAGUAUUUUAAAUCAUGCGAUAUUAAGCAGGUAAGAUAUUUAUAUUAUGCGCAAGAGGGUAUGUACUUUUAAAUCGAUAUUUCCGCCAUAUGAGUGUAACUGAAAUAACACGGUUAAAAUUAUUGAAUUAAUGAUGGUAAGCAUGGUGAACAACCUAAUAUUGUGGCUGAAUAGAAAACGUGGAACCUUGAAUUAUGAUUAGAGCUCAGACAAUUUGAAAUACUUUUAUUGCUUUUUCAAGAUGAGUGAUGAUUUUGACAUAUUCAGAAUUGGGUGGUCAAUUAGCAGCACCAUAUUCCAUGCAGUGGUUUUUAAAGAGAGUCAAACCCAAACUUGGAAUAUACCUUAAAAUAUGUUAACUGAUUUGAUUGCUUACCUUUUAAUUCUCCCAAAAUGCGACCGCCCUUGGCAAAUUCUUUAUUUCAUCAAUGUUCCCAGUGGAGUAAAUUUGCCGAUACUGUGAGGUGCGAUUUGACGUUUCAGUCAUUCAAAAAUGGGCGAUCGAAGCCCAGAAGAAGUGUUGCCUCAGCGAAGUUUGAGUGUCAACUUGAUCUGAGAGAAGGAGAAAGUUUAAUUUUUCAAUUUCAAGCUUUGAUUCGUAUAGUGUUUCCAAUUGGUAUUGUUCAAAGAUACAUUCUUUGACUUUUCUAGUGUUGAGAAGUGAUGGCACAGUUUGAGAAUAACAUCUUAAUUAUGCGAAUCAAAUUAUAAAUAUAACAUAAUUUUGAGUUGUUAGAGCAGUGUUGGAGCAAGUACUUUGUUCUUCAUAAGAAUUGCAUGUAAUUUCAAGAAUAUUAUUUGUCUUGUUUUUAUUGAGGUAACUCAGUCGAUAAAUGUACUCACGUUUUCCGAUGUGUGGGGUGUAAUUAUCAAAAAGCCAUUACAAUUCGCGUUGGUUGGUAGUGUUGCUAGAGUCAGAAUAUUAUAGUAUUAAUACCAUCAAAACAAUUAGUUCACUGUUUCCCAUUGCCUUAAACAGAACAGCUUCUCGUCAGUAGAUAUUUUUUCAAAGAAAUUCCUUCAUAUUUUAAGACAGUAAUUAUUAUAAACGAUACAAAAAGCAUCGUAUAUUCGAUCCUUGUCAAAGCUCAGCGUUUUUUGCAGAAAUUUAACCUUAUACAAACAAUCUUGCCACGAGUUUUUAUGAAGUAAUGUUUCUAACUUUGGGAAGUUGACUCUAAUGGGAUGGGUAUUGAUAUUAAAAGAUUAUCUUAAUGUUAUUUAUAAGCAAUACCUUGAUUAUCUACGCAGAUUCAACCUGAAGGCUCGGUCACAAGGGACCUUUGAUUUAGUCUUUUCAAUCAGAUAUUGCCUUUUAUAAAUUUUUUCUUCCUUUAGGAAGUCUUAUCCGUGACAGAGCUCUUGAAGUGACAAUUUGUGUGUAGCAAGUGUAAAAAGUAUAUUUUAUUCAAUACUGGUGAUAAAUCACGAGGAGUCUUGGUACGACUGUUUUAUUAAUGGUGUUCUUUGUAAAUACAGAGCAUUGAUUGAUUUGGAGGCCGUUGAUGAAGGCCGAAAAUGUUCAAUAAACUUAUUUUUUAUUGGUGGGAAA
Molecule: messenger RNA, 6895 nt
Organism: Pocillopora damicornis (cauliflower coral)
Lineage: Eukaryota; Metazoa; Cnidaria; Anthozoa; Scleractinia; Pocilloporidae
Biological process (GO): peptidyl-serine phosphorylation; peptidyl-threonine phosphorylation
Cellular component (GO): nucleus; cytoplasm
Molecular function (GO): protein tyrosine kinase activity; ATP binding; protein serine/threonine kinase activity
Source: RefSeq, a predicted model, not a curated record